Molecule: messenger RNA, 1802 nt
Organism: Phialemonium atrogriseum
Lineage: Eukaryota; Fungi; Ascomycota; Sordariomycetes; Cephalothecales; Cephalothecaceae
Exons: 3
Coding region: 357-1802 (481 amino acids)
Molecular function (GO): protein-phosphatidylethanolamide deconjugating activity
Source: RefSeq, a predicted model, not a curated record
GAAAGCGAGCUUUCUAUCAGCAUCAUGUGGUCAGUAGGUAGGUAGGCCACCAGCCUCCAUACUAUGCAGUUGUUCCUCCACAAGCUUUCGUUUCAGCCAUCUCUUGCCAUCCAUUUCGCCAACGAUUUCGGGAGGAAGGCUGGGAGCGUCACACUUUAUUGCUCUUAAUUCCCGUCCUGUCACAAGAUCUACACCUAUCGCCCCGCCACGUCUGUCGCCUCUUUGCUCUACCCCGCCAUCACGAGUACGAACAGGAGCUGCUGAUUCCCGUAGGCCCGACCCGAUCGCUUCACUCACUGUGCAUCAUAUCCACCAUAGAUGACCAGGAGCAAGCUCAGAACACCACACCUCCUUCCAUGAUAUCUCGAGCCAGCGGAAGCCGGCAAUCUCCUGCCACUGGGACUCCUCCUGCCCUGGCGGCUGCCAUGGAAGCUGCCGUGGCUGGUGCUACCGAGUUUGGCCGCGUCGGUCGCCGCAUCAUGCUGAAGAUAUGGGAUCCCGAGCCCACCAAUAACCGAAUUACCAACGAACCUGCCUGGUGUCUAGGCCGUUCAUAUAUUCUUGACGUCAAGAACUACGGCCCGGCGUUGGUAUCCACCGACACUCCACCUUCCGACUCCGUCGAGACCCCUUCGCUACCUCCCCCGAACAACCCCGACACCCCUCCUGAUUCCGCCUCGAGCAGUUUCGACUCCUCAUUGGCGUAUGAAGAACCUGGCCAGGAUGGCGGCUGGCCUCCCGAAUUUGUCGACGACUUCGAAUCUCGCAUCUGGAUGACGUACCGUACCGACUUUGAGCCGAUUCCCAAGUCGGCCGAUCCGCGAGCAGCCUCCGCCCUGUCCUUCACCAUGCGCUUGAAGACUUCGUUCAGUGACCAGAAUGGUUUCUCGUCGGACACGGGAUGGGGUUGCAUGAUACGGUCGGGCCAAAGUCUACUCGCGAAUGCCAUAUCAAUUACCCGUUUAGGCCGAGACUGGAGGCGUAGCAAGGACCCCGAUGCAGAGCGGCCUAUCUUGCCCCUAUUCGCAGACGAUCCCAGGGCUCCUUAUUCACUCCACAACUUUGUUAAGCACGGGGCUGUCGCGUGUGGGAAGUAUCCAGGCGAGUGGUUCGGCCCAUCGGCCACUGCCCGGAGUAUACAGGCUCUAGCAAACGCAAACGAAACUUCCCUUCGCGUAUACUCCACUGGCGACCUCCCGGAUGUCUACGAAGAUAGCUUCAUGGCAGUGGCAAACCCCGACGGCGAGGCGUUCCAACCAACACUCAUCUUAGUUGGUACACGUUUGGGGAUUGACAAGAUAAACCAAGUUUAUGAGCAAGCACUGAUAGCUACAUUGCAGAUGCCACAGUCGGUUGGCAUCGCCGGGUAUGUUAUUCCCCCGUAUCCAGCUAUCUCUAAGCUCUAUUCUGACGUAUUUAGUGGUCGCCCAUCAUCUUCUCAUUACUUUGUAGGCGCACAGGGCCAGUGGCUCUUUUACCUCGACCCUCAUCAUCCCCGGCCAGCGCUACCGUACCACGAAAAUCCGGGAGCAUACACAAAGGCCGACAUAGACUCUUGUCAUACCAGGCGGCUUCGCCAUCUCCAUGUUGGGGACAUGGAUCCCAGCAUGCUGAUCGGUUUCCUGAUUCGUGACGAGGACGACUGGGAUAUGUGGAAGAGUUCGGUUAACCAUGUCCAAGGCAAGGCCAUCGUUAACGUGUCUGCUCAUGAUCCGGCCAUGGGGUUGCCAUCUGGGCGGGCAGAGGCAAUAGAUGAGGUAGAGACAUUAAGCGACGAUGCGGAUACUGUCUUGGGGAUUUGA